Exophiala bonariae is the source of this 831-nucleotide messenger RNA. RefSeq lists its product as uncharacterized. NCBI's taxonomy places the organism in Eukaryota, Fungi, Ascomycota, Eurotiomycetes, Chaetothyriales, Herpotrichiellaceae. Bases 1 to 831 code for a protein of 276 amino acids. Gene Ontology annotation, cellular component: cell wall. The transcript is spliced from 2 exons. Gene Ontology annotation, molecular function: manganese ion binding. The record is from RefSeq and is a predicted model, not a curated record.
AUGCUUUUCAGUCUUGCCACCCUCACUACAGGCCUCGGCUUCACUGCCGCUGUUCCGUUUGUCCCAGAGCUUUACAGACGUCAAGAGCCAAAUUAUCCAGACAAUGGAACCCUUGUGAACCCACCAAAUGCCACAAACCUUACUCGUCCAAACCCGACUUACACUCAGGAGCAGCUCACACAAGUCAAGCUUGCCUACACUGCUGUCGAGAGAUUGACGCUUAUCAAGAGCUUUGGCAACACAGAUGAUUAUUUCAAAUUCGACCUAACACCUGAUGGCUCCCACUCUAAUGCUGCCAAUGGUCUUGGUGGUCAAGGCUACCUCGCAGAAGUCGCCAAUUUCCCCGUCCUUAUGGGCACCGGUCUCUCUGUUGCUAUCGGCUACCUCAAUCCUUGUGGCCUUGAUAGUAUACACAUCCAUAACCGUGCUACCGAGAUAGUUACUCUCGUCAGUGGAAAAUCUCUUAAGACUGGAUUUGUUCUUGAAGAUGGGUUUGAUCUACCCGUAUAUACUGAAAUUGGCCUAUACCAAGGUACCAUCCGACCGCAAGGAUCCCUACACUGGGAAUUUAACGACAAUUGCGAACCCGCCGUCUUCGUCGCCUCUCUGUCGAACGAGGACCCUGGUGUCUCGCGUACAGCCCAGAACUUCUUCAUCAAUCCUCAAGAUAUCGUCGAUGCCAAUCUCGCCUACCCGAGCUGGCUUGACAAUGUCAACACCACAGACUACAGGGCGCAACUGCCAGCAGCUUUUGCUCAAGGUGCUAAGGCUUGUUACCAGAGGUGUGGUAUAACAUAUGAUACCAACCAGGCUGGCGGCAUUACUAAGUAG